Lemur catta (Ring-tailed lemur) is the source of this 3778-nucleotide messenger RNA. It is a transcript of the gene CEACAM1, whose product is annotated as CEA cell adhesion molecule 1. Bases 86 to 1909 code for a protein of 607 amino acids. The record is from RefSeq and is a predicted model, not a curated record. Gene Ontology annotation, cellular component: cell surface; plasma membrane. Lineage: Eukaryota; Metazoa; Chordata; Mammalia; Primates; Lemuridae. The transcript is spliced from 10 exons. Gene Ontology annotation, molecular function: protein tyrosine kinase binding. Gene Ontology annotation, biological process: signal transduction; regulation of immune system process.
GCUGACUUGUCAGACCAGUCCUGCUCAGGAGCGUUCCUGGAGCCCAAGCUCUUCUGCACAGAGGACGCAGCAGACAGCAGAGACCAUGGAGCCCCCCUCAGCCCCUCCCCACAGAGGGCGCGUCCCCUGGCAGGGGCUCCUGCUCACAGUCUCACUUGUAACCUUCUGGAACCCCCCCGCCACUGCCCAACUCACUAUGGAAUCCGUGCCGCCCAAUGCUGUGGAGGGGAAGGACGUUCUUCUAGUCGUCCACAAUCUGCCACAGGAUGCUCUUGGCUACAACUGGUACAGAGGGGACAAGGUGGACAGCAGCUAUCGAAUUGUAGGAUAUGUAACAGGCACUCAAGUAAACACCACAGGGCCUGCAUACAGUGGUCGAGAGACAAUUUACCCCAAUGGAUCCCUGCUGUUCCAGAACAUCACCCUGAAUGACACAGGACACUACACCCUACAACUCAUAAAGGCAGAUCUUCAGAAUGAAGAAGUAACUGGACAGUUCCGCGUGUACCCGGAGUUACCCAAACCCUCCAUCACAAGCAACAACUCCAGCCCCGUGGAGGACGAAGACUCCGUAGCCUUAACCUGUGAACCUGAGACUCAGGACACGACCUACCUGUGGUGGAUAAAUGGUCAGAGGCUCCAAGACAGUAACAGGAUAGUGAUGUCCCUGGACAACAGAACCCUCAUUUUACUCAGUAUCACAAGGAAUGACACAGGACCCUAUGAGUGUGAAAACUGGAACCCAGUCAGUGGCAACCACAGUGACCCGGUCACCCUGGAUGUGCUCUAUGGCCCCGACGUCCCCACCAUUUCCCCCCCAGUCUCCUAUUACCGUCUAGGUGCAAACCUCAACCUCUCCUGCCACGCGGCCUCUAACCCACCUGUACAAUAUUUCUGGCUUAUCAAUGGGAGUCUCCAGCAAUCCACACAAGAGCUCUUCAUCCCCAACAUCACUGUGGAUAAUAGCGGAUUCUAUACCUGUGUCGCCCACAACUCUGCCACUGGCCACAACAGGACCACAGUCAAGACUAUCACAGUCUUCGCGGAGUUACCCAAACCCUCCAUCACGAGCAACAACUCCAGCCCCGUGGAGGACGAGGACUCCGUAGCCUUAACCUGUGAACCUGAGACUCAGGACACAACCUAUCUAUGGUGGAUAAACGGUCAGAGGCUCCAAGACAGUGACAGGGUAGUGAAAUCCCUGAACAACAGAACCAUUGUUUUACUCAAUAUCUCAAGGAAUGACACAGGACCCUAUGAGUGUGAAAACUGGAACCCAGUCAGUGGCAACCACAGUGACCCGGUCACCCUGAAUGUGCUCUAUGGCCCCGACGUCCCCACCAUUUCCCCCCCAGACUCCUAUUACCAUCUAGGUGCAAACCUCAACCUCUCCUGCCAUGUGGCCUCUAACCCGCCUGCACAGUAUUCCUGGCUUUUCAAUGGGACUCUCCAGCAAUCCACACAAGAGCUCUUCAUCCCCAACCUCACUGUGAAUCAUAGCGGAUCCUAUACCUGUAUCGCCCACAACUCUGCCACUGGCCACGACAGGACCACAGUCAAGACUAUCACAGUUUCCAAUUCUUCAACACAAGGAAAUUCUCCUGGCCUUUCGGCUGGGGCCAUUGUUGGCAUCGUGAUUGGAGUCCUGGCCGGGGUGGCUCUGAUAGCUGCCCUGGUGUAUUUUCUGUAUUUCAGGAAGACUGGCAGGGCAAGCGACCAGCAUGAUCUCACAGAGCACAAAUCCUCAGCCUCCAACCACAGUCAGGACCACUCUGACGACUCACCUGACAAGAUCGAUGAAGUUGCAUAUACUACCCUGACCUUCAAAGCCCAGGAACCAACACAACAAACUUCUGCCUCCCCAUCCUCAGCCACAGAAACGGUUUAUUCAGAAGUGAAAAAGAAGUAAUGCAACCUGUCCAGCUCACUGCACUGCUGAUGUCUUCCAAGUCUCUCACUCUCAUCUCUAGGAGAUCCCAUUACCCUCUGGGGAGAAGGGAAGAAGUCUCCCCCACCCUUCCUUCCCUAAUAGGCACCUCUUGGCUGCCUGGUCACACCCCUCCCUUCAAUGUCAAUACAUGAAAAGGUACAUCCGGGAAUCUGGGAGUCUGUAGGAAACCCAAUCUUCCUUGACAGUGAAAUUUGGCAAAGCCAACUUCCAACAGAGUUGCCAGAACCUCCCCAUCCCUCCCCCUUUCCCCAACCUGGACUUGCUUUAAACUUAUCUAUUUAGCACCCACCUCAGUCCUGCCCUACCAGAGUCUAACUUGAAUUUGCCAUAACCCUGAGGUUAUGCCCUUCUCCACUGAAGUACAUGUGCCAGAAAAAAGGAGAGAGAGAGAAAGUAAAGGCAGUAAUGGCCUCUCCUCUCUCUCCAAAGCCUGGUGUGAACCCACCAUACCCAGAAAAUGAAAUAUAUAACCAAUAGUGACCUUGGAAAUUCUACACCUUUGUCCACUGUCAGGGUGGUCUACCUAUAGGAUCAGGGUCUAGGCACCUUGCUGCUUACCUAAGCCCUUUGGAAAACCUCUCUCCAUAGAACCCACUAGAAUCAACUAGGAAAACUAUUUGCCAAGGUCCACAGGAAAUUCCUGGUAGGAAAUGCAAAAGUGCACAUAUGCUUUAAUAUCUUUAUGGGCUUUAUUCAAGGAAGUGCUGAAAGAGGGAGGAAUUACAGCUUUGGGGGAAACAAGCCUUUAGUUUAUUAUUAUUAUUAUUAUUAUUAUUAUUAUUAUUAUUAUUACAUUUCAGUAUAGUAUGGGGGAAACAAGCCUUUAAUAGACACAAUCUUCUGGGAACUUGCGAAAUGAAUCAGAGAGCUACCCUUCAGAGAUUAUUUAAAUUAUUGUUUACAAAUGCACAAUUUGAGGUAUUGGGGUUUUUCUUCUUUUCUCUGAGACAUUCUGCCAUUUUAAUUUUUGUAACUGUUUAUUUAUGUGAAAAGGGUUAUUUUUACUUAGAUUAGCUGUUAAGCCAAUCUGACUGCCUUAGGUGAAAGAAGCCACCACAAAACCUCAGGUCUCUAGGUCAAGAGCCUCUCGAGGCUUUUUGUCAGAGAUUCCAAAUAGAAAGUAAGAAGAGGCUUCCUCGUUCAUGGCUCGAAAUGGAUCUAACUCAGUUUCUAGGCACCUCAGACCAGUCAUCAAUGAGCAUUCUAUUCCACGUCUCUCCCUGUGCAUCUUCUGUCUGCCCCACUCACUGUCUCAGGAAACCUUGCCUCCGCUAAGGUGCAUUUGGUCCUUGAGAAGUGGGAGCGCCCUACAGGGACACUAUCACCCAUGCUGGUGGCAUUGUUUACAACUAGACGGCUGUACUGGUGCUAAUACCCUUGGGAAACAGGGCUGUGAGAGGGUGUUAGGACAUGGGGGGGGCUUGUUAUAACUCGGCCCUAGGCAUCUUGAACAGCCUCUGAGAUUUUUCCCAUGGGGUCCAUGAACAUGUCUUAGAAUAAAAAGGAAGGGCAGGAGGAGAGGCAAACGUGCUUCUCACCCAGCUUUCUUCUACACAGAUGGAAUCUCUUUGGGGCUCAGAGAAAGGUUUUAUUCAUUAUUGCCUACUUGAUCUCAUGCUAUGCCUAAGAGGCCUUCUCCAAGAGAAUUAGUUGGAAAUUCUAUGAACUCAGGUACCUCUUUCAGGGUUUUCUAACCCUGACAUGAUUGUACAUACUUUCCCUCAUCCAUGCUAUGCUGUUAUUUAAUUUUGUCUGGCUAAGGCCACUUCCCAAUUAUUUGUAAAAUUUGCUCUAUAUUUAUAAUAAAAAUAAUAUAUCAGACACUAA